Leptosomus discolor (cuckoo roller) is the source of this 626-nucleotide messenger RNA. Lineage: Eukaryota; Metazoa; Chordata; Aves; Leptosomiformes; Leptosomidae. The record is from RefSeq and is a predicted model, not a curated record.
CCCAUUGGGAGAAACCCUUCAGUACUUCAUAUACAAAACAGGAGGAUUUUUUUGUGGAUAAGAAAACAUCUGUAAAAGUUGACAUGAUGUAUCGAAAGGGUUACUACAGAAAUUACUUUGAUGAAGAGCUGUCCUGUUGGCUGGUUCAGAUACCUUACAAUGGAAACGCUGCAGCAUUAUUUGUUUUGCCUGAUGAAGGAAAGAUGAAGCAGGUGGAAGAUGCUCUCUUGAAAAGGACUGUAUCUAAAUGGGAAAAGUUGCUCCAAGAAAGAAAGAUACAUCUGCACAUCCCCAAAUUUUCUAUUUCUGGUACCUAUGAUGUGAAAAGGAUAGUCAAAGAAGUGGGUAUGAUUGAUCUAUUCACUGAACAAGCUGAUCUGUCAGGGAUUACUGAGGAGCCUGGACUGAUGGUUUCAAAAGUGAUCCACAGAGCUAUGCUGAAUGUUCAUGAGAAUGGCACUGAAGCUGCAGGGGCCACAGUGAAGGAGAUUACCUGGAGAUCUGGUGAUUUUCCUCAUCCACGUCGAGUCAGAUUCAACAGGCCCUUUCUCCUGGUGAUUCUAGAUAAAUACACCUGCACCAUUCUCUUCAUAGGGAAAAUUGUAAACCCUCUACAAAAUGACUGA